Microsporum canis CBS 113480 is the source of this 1776-nucleotide messenger RNA. RefSeq names its product Atg22A-1p. Lineage: Eukaryota; Fungi; Ascomycota; Eurotiomycetes; Onygenales; Arthrodermataceae. Gene Ontology annotation, biological process: amino acid transmembrane export from vacuole. The transcript is spliced from 2 exons. Bases 1 to 1776 code for a protein of 591 amino acids. The record is from RefSeq and is a predicted model, not a curated record.
AUGUCGAGCCCGGCUAGACCCGAGUCGGAGGAUAGAGCUGGUAAUGCACCUCUCCUCCCGCAGGCUGACGACGGCCACCCCCAGGAAGACACCCGGCCUACUAGCAGAAAGGAACUGGCUGGCUGGUACUGCUAUGGCUGGGCCGCUGAGGUCUUCGUGGUGUGUGCUAUGGGCUCCUUUCUUCCGCUCGCCCUCGAACAGAUGACCCGAGACCAGGGAGUGCUGGUCUCUGAUAAGACUACGCCCUGCACCUCAGCCUGGAAGCACAGCAAUGCCACUGCCGGAUCCGCGAGAGCCGUUUUGCCGCUUAGGGCGGUACCUCCAAGCAACCAGUGCCUUGUUUACGUCCUUGGGUUCGAGGUCAAUACCGCCAGCUUUGCCAUGUAUACAUUCUCAGCCAGUGUUCUGAUCCAGUCACUCAUCAUUAUAUCCAUCUCAGCCGCUGCAGACCAUGGCGCCUACCGCAAGACCUUCCUGCUCAUCUUCGCCAUUGUAGGCUCAAUUGCCAUGAUGCUCUUUCUCCCACUUUCUUCGCAUCUAUACAUGCUAGCCGCCUUUCUAGCCAUUGUUGCGAACACAGGGUUUGGCGGAUCUUUUGUACUGCUAAACUCCUUCUUACCUCUACUUGUCCGCAACCAUCCUUCUAUCCGAGCUUACAAGGAAAACGCACCCAUCUACUCUGAUUCAAACCCGGAAACCAAUGGAGAUAUGUCGUAUCCAGAACGUGAGGCUACUGCGGAAAGAACUUCCGCAGCCCCAUUGGUAUCCGCAGCCUUGGAGCUGUCAUCCAAGAUAUCGUCUAACGGAAUUGGCAUCGGAUAUACCGCCGCAGUUCUCGUUCAGAUAUGCUGCAUUCUUCUCGUGCUUGCCACAAACUCCACCACCUUUUCCCUUCAACUUGUUCUAUUUCUAAUAGGACUCUGGUGGUUUGUCUUUACUAUUCCUGCAGGCCUAUGGCUGCGACCGAGACCUGGCCCUCCGCUCCCAGAACAUGUAACAAACAAGGGUAGCAGCUGGCCCUGGGUUGACUACGUCUUAUUUGCAUGGAAGUCUCUUGGCAGGACAGCUAUGCGGGCUCGUCGAUUAAAGGACGUCGUUCUAUUCUUGGCUGCUUGGUUCCUAUUGUCUGAUGGAAUUGCAACGGUCAGCGGCACGGCAGUCUUGUUCGCGAAGACUCAGCUUAAAAUGGAGCUGGCUGCCUUAGGCAUGAUUAAUGUCAUUACAAUGAUUUCAGGUGUCUGCGGUGCGUUCUAUUGGAGCUAUGUCUCUCGACUUCUAGGCUUACGCCCUUCUCAAACAAUCAUUGCCUGUAUCUGUAUAUUUGAGAUCAUACCACUCUACGGCCUCUUGGGCUUUUUCCCGCCUAUCCGGAAGCUGGGGGUCCUCGGCCUCCAGCAACCGUGGGAAAUGUAUCCGCUCGGCGCCAUCUACGGGCUCGUCAUCGGCGGCCUCUCCUCCUACUGCCGUAGUUUCUUCGGGGAGCUUAUCCCACAUGGGUUUGAAGCUUCCUUCUACGCUCUUUACGCCAUCACGGAUAAAGGCUCAAGCUUCUUCGGCCCUGCUAUCGUCGGUGCUAUCACCGAUCGUUACGGAGAAAUUCGCCCAGCAUUCUUCUUCCUGGCCCUUCUUAUCAUCAUCCCAUUGCCCUUGAUGAUGCUCGUCGAUGCGGAGAGGGGCAAACGUGACGCUGAUUUGCUUGUUAAGGAGUUGGAAGGAUCCCCUGAUAUCGAUGCCAACCAGGGGCAGGCGUACGGGGCUGCAGUGGAAAGGGGAUAA